AUGACAGAGACUUUGAAUGACUAUGAUGCUGUCAUUGGAAUAGAUUUUGGAACAACCUUCUCUGGAUAUUAUGUAUUGGACCUAAACUCUGAACAAAAUAAAAACUAUUACGAUAGUUAUUUUUGGAGAUAUAAGAAUAUGCCAUCCACAAUGCUUUACAAGAAAGAAUCAGAAAAAAAGUUUACGUAUGGAAGAUCGGCCGAGCACAACUUCCGAAAACACCCUGAUUCUGGGUAUCAUAUCAGCAAAGUCAAACUGUGGCUGGACAGAACCAUCAAAGAAGGUCUUCCACCUUUACCACCCAAUAUGACCCCAGUAAAAAUCAUCGGUGACUAUUUGAGUAGAAUGCACAAAGAUAUCAGCAAAAUACCUAAAAAAUAUCCCAAAUUUCGCGACCCUUCCAGAUACAGAUACUGCAUGACGGUCCCGACUAUGUGGUCCGAAGAAUCCAAAAAUAUCAUGAGAGAGGCAGCUAUCUUGGCUGGUAUCAUUACAAAAUACGAUGAACCUGGAAAGCUAUUGAUUAUUGAUGAGGCUGUUGCGGCUGCCCUGUAUGCUGAAGACCAGUCUCCUGAAUUAAACCUAACCCACGGAAGUCUUUAUAUGAUCUGUGAUGCUGGUGGUGGAACUGUUGAUCUCGCUGUAUUUGAAAAGGAUGAUUCGUCCGGAACAAGCGGUCUAAAAGAAAUCACAAUGGGCACUGGAAGUUCUUGUGGAUCAACUUUUUUGGAUGCUCGAUUUGAGGCUCUAUUGAGAGAGAAGGUUUCCAAAUACCCCAACUACAGUGAAAAGGACAUACAAGAUGCACUGUGGGAAUUUAGCCUUGUGAUUAAAGAAACGUUUGUUGGCGAUCAAGAAGAGAAAUCUUACUGUAUAAAAAAGCUAAAAAGAAUGUAUAUACAAGGCCAUCCAGAUAUCAGCGAUGAUGAAACAUACUCAUUGGAUGAAAUUCACAAAAAAGUAUUUGAUCCAGUAGUAGAUGAAGUACUUGGUAUGAUAGAGAAGCAGUUCGCACAAAUUGGAGGUAGACACCUGGAUGUUAUGUUUAUUACUGGAGGAUUUGGGCAGUCACCGUACCUUCAAGCUCGGAUAAAUGAUACUUUCGGUAGUCGAGUCAAGCAUUUCAAGGUUAUAAAAGACGGAAAUAUGGCAGUGAUGAGAGGAGCAACAUUGUUCGGAGCCAGACCACGUGCAAUUACCCAGCGGAUUUUGCGCCGUGCAUAUGGCAUAAAGCUGUGCUCAUCCAAUGACAUGCCUGAGAAAAACACCCCGUCCGUAAAAGACAAGUUCCAUGUAUAUAUUCACAAAGGUGAACCGGUUAGUGAAGAUGGGUGGAUUACUAAACAUAUUGCUUGGAAAAAGGAUAUUCUUCCGAUUGUGUCUUUAUAUGCAUAUGAUGGGGAUGAACCAGUUCCAGAAUAUCCUUCUUCUCAAUCAAUUGAUCUAGUAGCUAUCUUCAAUACCCAGUUCCCAAUUGACGAUCGAAAGGGGGUUAAAUAUGACAUAUUGGCCAUGAAGAUGCGUUUUGGCCUGGACAAGAUUGACAUUAAAGUCAAUAUUAGAGGGAGAGAUUUUGAGUAUGUUACAGUAUGGGAUGUCACUGGGGAAAAGACAACCCAGUACUACAGCGAACCAAAUCCGCCGCCUAGUGUCAAAGUACGGAAGCUGUGGCUGAUGGAUGCAAUAGUUAAAUACCUCCCUUGA
Messenger RNA from Phycomyces blakesleeanus NRRL 1555(-), 1704 nucleotides. RefSeq lists its product as hypothetical. The record is from RefSeq and is a predicted model, not a curated record. The coding region runs from base 1 to 1704 and encodes 567 amino acids. The transcript is spliced from 6 exons. NCBI's taxonomy places the organism in Eukaryota, Fungi, Mucoromycota, Mucoromycetes, Mucorales, Phycomycetaceae.